Symphalangus syndactylus (siamang) is the source of this 1890-nucleotide messenger RNA. RefSeq names its product HLA class II histocompatibility antigen, DP beta 1 chain-like. Gene Ontology annotation, cellular component: membrane; MHC class II protein complex. The record is from RefSeq and is a predicted model, not a curated record. Lineage: Eukaryota; Metazoa; Chordata; Mammalia; Primates; Hylobatidae. Gene Ontology annotation, biological process: immune response; antigen processing and presentation.
UUCCUGACUGCAACUGUCUUCAUUCUGCCAUCCUUUUCCAACUCCUUGAUGGUCCCGCAGGUCCCAGGGGCCCCGUGGACAGUGGGUCUGAUGGCGUUACUGAUGGUGCUGCUCACACCUGUGGUCCAGGGCAGGGCCACUCCAGAGAAUUACUUGUACCAGGGACGGAUGGAAUGCUACUCUUUUAAUGGGGCACAGCGCUACCAGGAGAGACACAUCUACAACCGGGAGGAGUACGCGCGCUUCGACAGCGACGCCGGGGAGUUCUGGGCAGUGACAGAGCUGGGACGGCCUAUUGCGGAGUACUGGAACAGCCAGAAGGACAUCCUGGAGGAGAAGCGGGCAGUGGCGAGCACGGGGUGCAGAUACAACUACGAGUUGGCAGAGCCAGUCAUCCGGAAGCGACGAGGCCACAAGUGCCAACAGCUGCACAGAUACUUCUCUGUUUAGCCGGCACUAAGGAUGUAACUCAGAAGACCUGGGCCUUGUCCUCAAACUGCUUGAAAUCCAAAAUCCAAAGAGACCAAGAAAAGAAGAUUGCUACAUGUGUAUUUUAUUUUGUGUUUUUUAAAUUUUUUAUUUCCAUAUAUUAUUUUGAUCACCACUGAGUACCAUAAGACAUACACUAGAGCCACUCAGGAGCAUAAAGAUGGCAUUUUUAAAAAAUGAGAUUUAGGAAAUAGGGAUAGUGUUUACCUGAGGUUAGCAAAGCAGAGAAAGGGGAAACGGCAUUUCCAGCAGGAGAAGCAGGCUCAGGAGCAGAGAGGCACGAAGUUGCAAGGAGAACUGCAGUUCUUCAGUGUGACUGAAGCCAGGGGAGACGUGGGCCGGGCUGCACUGUAACCUUUGUGUGCUGAUGGCAGGUGUUUGCAUUUUAUCCCACAGGACACAGGAAGUUGUGAAGCAUCUUAAGCAGGACAGUAACAUGAUGAGAUUUGUGUUUUGAGGGGGCAGCAGUAGGGAGGAUGGGUUGGAGGAGGCUGGUUUGAAAGCAAGACCAAUAGGACUCUUCAGCCAUCAGGUGGGAAGUCAUGAGGGUGUAGGCAGGGGCAGGAACAUGGGGUGAGGCAGACAGCAGAUGGGUUUGAAUGGCAAUAAUGAAAUGAGAAGCCACAGGAAUCACUAAAUCAUGUGCCAGAAGUAGGGAUAUGAAGGAGUCCAGAAUACCCAGACAAUGUGGAGAACUGUGGCAUCAGUGACUGCAAAGGUGAUGAAAAAUGAAAUAAUCGAGAGAAGGUAAGAUGUUCUGUUUGGAGCAUGCUUAGUUUGAAUUUCUGUGGGAACAAAUGGAGUUAAUCUGAGGAUAGUGAGCUAAAUGGUUGGGUCCCAGGCUACACUAGGUUAGUGACAUAGACUGGAAGGAAGCUCAUUAUAAGUGAAGUUCUAAAUUUGGAUCGGGUCACUCAAGAAAAGUACAUAGUCAGAAUAGCAAGGGUCUGAGUGUGUGCUCCUGCAACCAGACAAACACAGACAUGAAAAAAGAGGCUGAAAAGGAGAAGACUAGAAAGUAGGAGGAAAACAAAUAGGAAGUGGCUUCCUAAAAGACAACAGACAGGAGAAAAAGUCCAGGAAAGAGGAGCCGAUGCAUCACAAACACACUAAUGACACACAAGAGAUAGCGACAGAGAAGUGACCACUGGUUUGGGUUGUAUAAAGGUCACCCUGAGAGCAGCAUCAGAGAUGUGGGGAAGAAAAAGGGAGAAUGCAGUGGGUUGAGGACUGAAUGAAAUGGGAGAGAGUCACUAACAGGCUGGGUGUGGUGCCCCACACCUGUAAUCUCAGUGCUGCGAAAGGCUGAGAUAGGAGGAUCACUUGAGGCCAGGAGUUUGAGACCAGCCUAGGAAAUAUAGUGAGACUCCAUCUCUAAGGAAAAAAAAUAAAUAAAUAAAA